AAGCAGCCUCCAGGCCCCUAGCUGUCAGCACAGAGUCCAAUGCAGGCUCAAACCCAUGAACCUUGAGAUCAUGACCUGAGCCGAAGUUGGGCGCUUAACGGAAUGAGCCACCCGGGCGCAUCAGAGAUGAAUAAAUUUUUGUUGACUUUCACUGAAUCCAGUUCUUUGUUCUACCCUGCAGUGCUUAAGACCCAAUUUGGAAUCUCCACCAACCUCACUCAGGCCAAAUAAUCCAACAUAAAGUUGCUGGUCUGCAAGGAACUCCCGUUACCCAGUUGAAAAGGUUUUAAGCUUUAUGCGCACAAAGACCUUGUCUGUCAUGUUCACUGCUCUAUCCCCAAAGCUUGAACAAUGUCUGAAACAUACAGGCUCUUUCAGCCCGCAGUUCUGCAAGCCCCUUGGGGCCGGCUACUGCCAUGCCGUUAGUUCGCUACAGGAAGGUGGUCAUUCUCGGGUACCGCUCUGUAGGGAAGACAUCUUUGGCACAUCAGUUUGUGGAAGGCGAGUUCCUGGAAGGCUACGAUCCUACAGUGGAGAAUACUUACAGCAAGAUAGUGACUCUUGGCAAAGAUGAGUUUCACCUACACCUGGUGGACACAGCAGGGCAGGAUGAGUACAGCAUUCUGCCCUAUUCAUUCAUCAUUGGGGUCCAUGGUUAUGUGCUUGUGUAUUCUGUCACCUCUCUGCAUAGCUUCCAAGUCAUUGAGAGUCUGUACCAAAAGCUACAUGAAGGUCACGGGAAAACUCGGCUGCCAGUGGUGCUAGUGGGGAACAAGGCAGAUCUCUCUCCAGACAGGGAAGUCCAGGCAGUUGAAGGGAAGAAGCUGGCAGAGUCCUGGGGUGCAACAUUUAUGGAGUCAUCUGCUCGAGAGAAUCAGCUGACUCGAGGCAUCUUCACCAAAGUCAUCCAGGAAAUUGCCCGGGUAGAGAAUUCCUAUGGGCAAGAGCGCCGCUGCUGUCUCAUGUGAGCCCUCAGGCAUUGGGUAGCUGCCUUGAUUCUGCCCCUGGCACUUGCCAGGCUCCAGCGGGUAUAGGCCCUUAGGACUUCACGGGUAUGGUUGCCAGCUGUGUUCCCAGUCCUCUGGUCACACAGUGUGGUACCCUCAUGUUUGCACACUUCUCCCAGGCUCCAGUGGCCUGGUUGUCAAUGUUUACAACGGGGCAAGGAUGUCUCAUGGGCACUGGCCUCUCGUCUUCUGUUUUUGCUAAAUGAGUUGUUACAACCUGCAGGGUUGGGAUAUGAGUCCUAAGCAUUCUUUAUUCAGGACCCAGUCUUCUGUGCAGGUUUUGGGUGUUGGCUGUGUGAAGGGAGCUGGGAACUCCUGAAGUGGAGCUGACUCCCUAGGGUAACAAUGUAUAUAUGCAAAUAAA
Messenger RNA from Acinonyx jubatus (cheetah), 1371 nucleotides. RefSeq names its product RHEB like 1 (gene RHEBL1). Gene Ontology annotation, cellular component: plasma membrane. NCBI's taxonomy places the organism in Eukaryota, Metazoa, Chordata, Mammalia, Carnivora, Felidae. Gene Ontology annotation, biological process: small GTPase-mediated signal transduction. The coding region runs from base 417 to 968 and encodes 183 amino acids. The record is from RefSeq and is a predicted model, not a curated record. The transcript is spliced from 10 exons. Gene Ontology annotation, molecular function: GTP binding; GTPase activity; GDP binding.